Molecule: messenger RNA, 480 nt
Organism: Ambispora leptoticha
Lineage: Eukaryota; Fungi; Glomeromycota; Glomeromycetes; Archaeosporales; Ambisporaceae
Source: the annotation of a GenBank genome assembly
AUGGGAGACGACGAACAUCAGCACGAUUUCCAUGAAGCUGGAUCCGGUGCUUCAGCCACCUACCCUAUGCAAUGCUCAGCUCUUAGAAAGAAUGGUUAUGUUCUACUCAAGGGUAGACCAUGUAAGAUCGUUGAAAUGACCACUAGUAAGACCGGCAAACAUGGACACGCAGCAAUUCACCUUGUUGGUCUCGAUAUUUUCACUGGAAAGAAACUCGAAGAUAUUUCUCCUUCUACUCAUAACAUGGAUGUUCCAAAUGUUAAUCGCACUGAAUUCCAACUUAUAAAUAUUGAUGACAAUUACUUGAGCUUGAUGACAAAUGACGGCUCCACCAAGGAUGAUGUUCGUGUUCCUGAAGGUGAAAUGGGUGAAAAGAUCCAAUCUGAUUUCGAUGAAGGCAAGGAACUUUUGGUCACCGUUAUCAGUGCGAUGGGAGAGGAAUCUGUUAUCUCCUAUAAGGAGGCACCUAAAGGCACCUAA